AUGUUGUCUUUGUUGGUCGUAAUCACAACACUAUGUUUUUUGCUUGCUUCUUCUGUAUCCACUGAUUUUGAUGCCGUAGUCGCUCUCAAACAAGGCUUUGAUUCCAUUCCUUUUGCUUUGGACACUUGGAAUUCUUCUAACCCUACUUCAAUUUGCUCAUGGGCUGGAAUUAAAUGCUUACAAAACAGAGUGGUUUCACUCGAUUUGUCAAACAUGAGAAUCCAUGGCUCUGUUUCCCCUCUUAUUUUGUCUCUUGACAAUCUUGAACAACUUUCUCUCGACGGCAAUAACUUCACCGGAGAAAUCAAUCUCUCCAAUUUGACUUCUCUCCGGUUUCUAAACCUAUCGAAUAAUGCCUUCAGUGGUGGGUUGGAAUGGAAUUACUUAAGCCUGCCAAAUUUGGAAGUUUUUGAUGUGUACAACAACAAUUUCUCGUUCCCACUGCCUACUGGAAUCACGAGCCUCAAGAAACUCAAGUAUCUGGACUUGGGUGGGAAUUAUUUCUAUGGGAAAAUUCCGGAGAGCUAUGGGAGAAUGGUUACUUUGGAAUACUUAUCACUCGCAGGAAAUGACCUCCAUGGAAGAAUUCCGGCGGAGUUGGGUAAUCUUACCAACUUGAAAGAGAUUUAUAUGGGUUAUUACAAUGUGUUUGAAGGUGGGAUUCCGGAGGAAUUUGGGAAAUUGGUGAAUCUAGUUCACAUGGAUCUUUCAUCAUGUGAAUUAGACGGACCAAUCCCACCGGAGCUUGGGAAUUUGCAUUCCAUCGACACCAUUUUCCUGCACAUCAAUCUCCUUUCCGGUCAAAUUCCAAGGCAACUCGGGAAUCUAACACGUCUUGUGAAUCUUGACCUCUCUGCCAACGCAUUCUCCGGCGAAAUCCCAAAUGAGCUCGGAAAUCUCAAGAAUCUAAAGCUCUUGAAUCUGUUCAUGAACAGGUUACAUGGGUCGAUACCGGAUUUCGUUGCAGACUUUCCGGACUUGCAGACACUUGGUCUCUGGAGUAACAAUUUCACGGGUGUGAUACCAGAGAAUCUUGGCCGGAAUCGUAAUCUUCGUGAGCUCGAUUUGUCGACCAAUAAGCUCACCGGUACUAUCCCUCGUGAUCUGUGUGCCUCUAAUCAGCUCAGAAUCUUGAUUCUCCUGAAAAAUUUCUUGUUUGGAUCGAUUCCAGAGGAUUUGGGUACUUGUUCGAGCCUUGUUAGAGUGAGAUUAGGGGAGAAUUACUUGAAUGGUAGCAUUCCGGCAGGACUCAUGUACUUGCCGGAGUUAAAUUUACUGGAGCUGCAGAGCAAUUACUUGUCCGGUAAUCUUUCUGACAACUGGAAUCCUUCUUCAAGACCAGUUAAAUUAAGUCAGCUGAAUUUAUCGAAUAAUCAACUCUCGGGUUAUCUGCCAUUUUCUCUUUCGAAUUUCUCUUCCCUCCAAAUCCUUUUACUCGCCGGAAACAGAUUCUCUGGCCCAAUUCCGACGUCUAUCGGUCAACUCCACCAGGUCUCAAAGCUCGACUUAAGUGGGAACUCCAUUUCCGGUGAAAUCCCACCGGAUAUCGGAAACUGUCUCCAUCUCACUUAUCUUGAUUUGAGCCAAAACGAUCUUUCUGGCUCAAUUCCAACGGAGGUUUCAAGUAUCCGAAUCUUGAACUACUUUAAUGUCUCAAGAAACCACCUGAAUGAUUCCAUUCCUAAAUCCAUCGCAAUCAUGAAAAGUCUCACAAUCGCUGAUUUUUCGUUCAAUGAUCUCUCGGGUAAACUACCUGAAUCGGGUCAAUUUGCGUUUUUCAACGCUUCCUCCUUCGUGGGUAACCCACAGCUUUGUGGCGAAUUGCUGAACAAUCCUUGCAAUGUGAGUGGAAUCACCAAUUCCGCUAACAAAAAGCCCGGAAGGUUCAAGUUAAUUUUCGCUCUCGGUCUUCUUAUUUGCUCGCUAGUUUUUGCGGCUGCAGCUAUGAUCAAAGCCAAGUCAUUCAGAAGAUCGGGUUCAGAUGCUUGGAAGAUGACAUCAUUCCAAAAGCUCGAAUUCACAAUUGCCGACGUUCUUGAAUGCAUCAAAGAUGGUAAUGUGAUAGGGCGAGGCGGAGCCGGAAUUGUCUACCACGGCAAAAUGCCAAACGGGACUGAAAUCGCAGUAAAAAAGCUUGUUGGGUUUGGAAACACGACUCAUGACCAUGGGUUCAGAGCAGAAAUACGAACCUUGGGCAACAUUCGGCAUAGAAACAUCGUGAGACUACUGGCAUUUUGCUCGAACAAGGACACCAACCUUCUCGUGUACGAGUACAUGCGAAACGGGAGUUUAGGAGAGGCAUUACAUGCUAAAAUUAAGGGCGGCAUUCUCGGAUGGCAUCUACGGUACAAAAUAUCAAUAGAAGCAGCUCGAGGGUUGUGCUACCUACAUCAUGAUUGCUCGCCGUUGAUUGUGCAUCGAGAUGUCAAAUCUAAUAAUAUUUUGCUGAACUCGAGUUACGAAGCUCACGUAGCUGAUUUCGGGCUCGCAAAGUACCUAGUUGAUGGUGGCGCAUCCGAAUGCAUGUCCGCAAUUGCGGGUUCAUAUGGUUACAUUGCUCCUGAAUAUGCUUACACUUUAAGGGUGGAUGAGAAGAGCGAUGUUUAUAGUUUCGGGGUUGUACUUCUUGAACUGAUUACAGGGAAGCGUCCAGUGGGAGGAUUUGGUGACGGGGUAGAUAUUGUACAGUGGGCUAGAACAUCGACCAGAUGUCGAAAAGAAGAAGUCAACUGCAUUCUCGACUCGAGGUUGGUGAAUGUUCCGCUAGAUGAAGCGAUGCACUUAUUCUUUAUUGCCAUGUUAUGCAUUCAAGAAAACAGUGUAGAAAGACCGACAAUGAGAGAGGUUGUCCAAAUGCUCUCAGAAUUCCCACGAGACUCGCCAGAGAACCAAACCUCGUCGUCUUCAAUUGUUUUUCUUCAACCGAAGAAACUUGAUAAAGAUAUAACUUUCCCGAAGCUCGGGCAAGAUCUUUUGGUUUAGAAAGUCGGGUUUUUUGUUUAACUUUCCAAAAUUGGCUUCAGGGUUUUGCUACAAACAUGAAAUGUGCAAGAGGGUUAUCAACGUAUCUCUCUGUGUUACUUUAUGAAUUAUAACAUAGAAGAUGAGGGGUAAAUUAGUAAAUUUAGUUGGUUAUAGAGUGUGGCCUUUGGAUAGACAUAAGAGAACCUUUGCAACCUUGAUGUGUAUUCUUUUUGUUUAUAUGCAUGUGAAUGUAUGUAUUGUAUUUUAUAUGCCUUAAUGAAGCAAUGCAAAUCAACAUA
Molecule: messenger RNA, 3263 nt
Organism: Cynara cardunculus var. scolymus (artichoke)
Lineage: Eukaryota; Viridiplantae; Streptophyta; Magnoliopsida; Asterales; Asteraceae
Product: leucine-rich repeat receptor-like serine/threonine-protein kinase BAM3
Exons: 2
Coding region: 1-2982 (993 amino acids)
Biological process (GO): protein phosphorylation; hormone-mediated signaling pathway
Cellular component (GO): plasma membrane
Molecular function (GO): protein kinase activity; protein binding; ATP binding
Source: RefSeq, a predicted model, not a curated record